GGGAAAUAAAACCAAGAAUGGCAAAAAACGACCAAAAUCUUGAGAAGAUGAAGGAUGAGAUCGAAGCCGAUGAGAUAGAAGAGUUUAAAAAGUUUAAGGUACACCAUUUGCUGAAUAAUAUCAACACUAUUAACUGGAUGAGGAAGAGAGCAUCAGAGAAAGCUCAAAUUCAGUACCUUAAUAAUUCAUCCCAGUUGGAAGAGCAUCAAGCUAUCGUUAGAGUGUUUGAGAAGUUUGACGAUGAUGGGAAUGGGACCCUUGAAGUUGAGGAGUUGAAGGAGAUGUUUGAUAAGAACCAUAUUGACAUCUCCGCAAACCAGCUUCUUACUCUGUUUUCUAUAGUAGACGAGGAUAAAUCUGGCGCUCUCGAUAUCAAUGAAUUUAAGGAAUUCGCUCUCUCUAUGGAAGCCAAUAAACACUUCAGGGAUAUUAUAAAAGAGCUCAGAUACAAGGAGACUUAUAAACACAUAGAAGAUCGAGCAAAGUUUCUCCCAUUUAAUUUUUCCACUCUUUUGAAUUUCUUAUCAGAUGAAGCGAUGAAAGACUCUCUUCGAGAGAAUAUCGAGCCGAAGGAUAUCCAGAAGGCAGGUGAAAAGAGUUAUUCCUCGAAUGAAGUCAAGGAAGACCUUAAGAGGUUCAUACAAUUAUUUAAGUCUGAGUACAGCAAUCAAGCUUCGACAGCUAGUGAUCCUUUGGGAAGACAGAUCAACACCGCAGUGGAACUAAGACAACAAAAGAACAUAUUAGAAAAAGAGCUGUCAAUGAGUCCCCAAAAACAAGACAAGGAUUCAAAGGCCUCAGUCACUGCGAUGGACUUGGCAAAACUCAAAAUUUCAGCUAUGAGGAGGUCAACUAUCCGCCGCCAAGGUAGCACCUUCGACCUUGAUAAGAUAAAGAACAAGGUGACUGAUGAGGUCGUGGAAGAUUCUGAUGAAUUAAUGACUUCCUCUUUCGACACUGAUAGCAUAGGAAGUGAUGGCUCUGUACACAUAAAGAUCCCAAAGAAAAUCACUACUCUAGAAAACAGCUAUGAGAAAGCAGAGAAAGAGAAAUUACAAAAGAAAACACAUAAGGAAAUCCAGCAGAUUAUUAAGAAGGCGAAGAAGGAAGCCAGAGCUAGUGAAAUGUACUACAAGGAAAAAUAUGGCAAGCCAGAGAAGCUCUGUGGCAGAAGAAGCAUGAAGGACUCCACUGAUUUUAUGAAGAAGCAUAAGUUUGUGAUGAAGAAUAAACCUAAGCUAAGGAAAGUCUUUUAUAAGCAAAAUAAGAACAGACAAAAUUUGAGAUUAAAGAAUCAGACUGAGACUAAUCUGAUGAAGCCUACUUUCAAUACAGCAACCAACUUCUUUAGUAAUCCAACUCCGAAUUCUAUCAAUUUUCAACGAUUUCCAUUAAAAAUUCAGGAAGAUGAAACUGAGACGAAAAGCUUAAGGCCUCAGCUUCAUAGACAGAGUGCUCAAAGUACUGCAAUUUCUCCUUCUCAAAAAGAGCGAAAUAGAAUUCCAACAGCUAGCACAGAGAUGUCAAAUUGCAAACCUCAUCAUUUCAGGAAUGUGCAAUCAGUUUCUUCUAUCAAGGAUUCUUCUAGAAAAUCUGCUCCAAAGCUGAGAUCUACAGUUGGGACUCCAUACCAAGUCUACAGAUUAUCUAAGAAGACCAAGAAGAGGCCUGUCUUUGUGAAUCAAUUAAUCCCUAGUAAGAAUAAAAUCCUGGCUUCGAGAAACUCAGCCACUCUUGGUAAUGUAAGAGGCUCAAUGAAAGUGCUACGCCCAAGCCCUAAUACAGAGUGUGCCAACAUGAACUUGGACCACCGGAAAAAGUUUAUUCACCUGCUCGGAGACAUCGACCCCACUCUGAAGAAAAAGACUCUUCUGAAUUUCAAGAAGAUGAGUCACUUGAGGAUAGAUGCAUCAGCUUCAACUUUGAGGAGAGGGAAACUUUCCAAAAAUUUAAGCACUUUAGGUAUGAAACAACAGCCAGAGUUUUCUUAAUUUAGUACCUUCUAUUAGCCUAUA
Messenger RNA from Moneuplotes crassus, 2015 nucleotides. The record is from the annotation of a GenBank genome assembly. NCBI's taxonomy places the organism in Eukaryota, Ciliophora, Spirotrichea, Euplotida, Euplotidae.